UUUGCUCAUACACUAUGCUCACAGUUUGUCUUUUUACCUUUCAUUCCAAACGUCUUGGACCUCUUCCAAUGGCCGCAAAAGUCUCCGACGAACCGCCUUCUCUUCCUCCGAAAAUAAGCCAGGGAAAUGGUUCAAAAUCACAAAAGGGCUUCUUUGGAUCUUCUAAAACAAAAAGAUGCCAAAGUUUCCCUCUAUCUUCCUCUUCUUCUGCUCAAGAGUUGAGAUCCCUUGAAGAUGAAAAUGAGUCGUCCCCGAAAGGAGUUAUCGAGGCUUGCAUGAACAACGGGGAAAACAAUGAACAACCCAAAUCCCAUGAAACUAAAGAAGAAUCACAGGCUGUAGUCGUCUCUCCCAAUCUGCGGGCUCAAUCAAGCUGGAACAAAUUCUUCAAAAUGUGGAAAAGAAGUACCAUGAAACGGCUACCUUCCUUCCCACCUUUUUCUGUUCCAAGGCUAUCAAGAAGAAAAUGCAGAAGCAUGAGAGAAGAUGUAGACACAGACAUGAAGUGCUCCAUAAAGCCUCCCUGGAAGUUCUUCACCCUGGAUGAGCUCAAAACUGCAACCAACGAUUUCAGCGAAGAAAACUUGAUUGGGAAGGGAGGAUGUGCUGAAGUUUACAAGGGAUGCUUGGCAGAUGGGCGGUUCAUAGCAGUUAAACGCAUGAAUAAGGGAACAUUAGAUGAUAGUGAAGAUAACUUUUUAGCUGAGGUUGGAACUAUAGCACAUGUGGAUCAUCCUAAUACUGCAAAGAUGAUUGGGUAUGGAGUUGAAGGGGGGGCUUAUCUUGUUCUUAAGUUAUCAUCCAAGGGUAGUUUAGGCUCAAUUCUUCGAGGUCCAAGGGAGAAAUUAGAUUGGGAAGCUAGGUACAAAAUAAUUCUAGGGAUAUCUGAUGGCCUGCUUUAUCUUCAUGAUACUUGUCGAAGGCGGAUCAUUCAUAGAGACAUCAAAGCUGAUAACGUCCUACUUACAGAGGAUUUUGUGCCAGAGAUAUGUGAUUUUGGGCUAGCAAAAUGGCUUCCCAAGGAGUGGACUCAUCAUAAUGUGUCCAAUUUUGAAGGAACAUUUGGCUAUUUUGCUCCAGAAUACUUUUUGCAUGGCACUGUGGAUGAGAAAACUGAUGUCUAUUCUUUUGGAGUGCUACUUCUGGAGAUUAUAACAGGACGGCGAGCAGUUGAUGAAUCGCAGAAAAGCAUUGUUCUUUGGGCAAAGCCUUUGCUUGAUACCGAUAAUACGAAGGACCUAGUGGAUCCUCUUCUUGGUGAUUGUUAUGAUAAAAAACAGAUGGAUCAUGUGUUUCUGACUGCAUCUUUGUGUGUAGAACAAAAUCCCAUUUUGCGACCCUGGAUGAGACAGGUUGUAACACUUCUGAGAGGCGAUAAGGUGGACAAUGAAGGUUCAAAGGAAAACGAGAAGCGUGGUCACCAAAGGACCUACUCGGAAGAACUCUUUGAUGCCGAAGAGUAUAACUUGACAAAGCACUUGAGUGAUCUCGAACGACAUCAACAGGUUGCGCUGGACUCGUGAAAGUAUACAUACGAUGACAUUGUUGAAGAUAGGGUGCAGUGGUUUUUCUUGCCUGGAUCACCCCAAUCAAGCUUCUUCUUGCAUGGUACUUGGAGAAAAAAAUGAAGAGAUAUUAGAGCAUUGUUGUCACAGUUAAGGUUUCCAAAUACUAAGUGAAGAAGAUAAUGGAUUCAAUAUAAUGUACAGCAUAUACUCUAGAGUUGAUGCCUGUAUGUGUAAAUAUGGUCCCACCUUCUAUUUUUUGUAUAUUAUAUGGUAUCAACUUUCAGUUUUACUCUUCCAUCUCCUCAUGAAUUCACUGCUAAAAUGCUGAAAUGAAAUUAGAAAAAAAGUGGGUACUUUGUUAUUA
Molecule: messenger RNA, 1872 nt
Organism: Ipomoea nil (Japanese morning glory)
Lineage: Eukaryota; Viridiplantae; Streptophyta; Magnoliopsida; Solanales; Convolvulaceae
Product: receptor-like cytosolic serine/threonine-protein kinase RBK2
Exons: 10
Coding region: 15-1523 (502 amino acids)
Biological process (GO): protein phosphorylation
Molecular function (GO): ATP binding; protein kinase activity
Source: RefSeq, a predicted model, not a curated record